Molecule: messenger RNA, 3177 nt
Organism: Doryrhamphus excisus (bluestripe pipefish)
Lineage: Eukaryota; Metazoa; Chordata; Actinopteri; Syngnathiformes; Syngnathidae
Gene: faxca
Product: failed axon connections homolog, metaxin like GST domain containing a
Cellular component (GO): cytoplasm
Source: RefSeq, a predicted model, not a curated record
CUUUUGUAGUUCCAGCCGUCAACAAAAUUUCCCAUGAAGGACCCAAACCGGAAGUGCUGCUAAUGACAUGUCUAACUUGCUGGUAACAAGCGACGACAGGCGACAUCCGUUGAGGAUGCGGCGGACCCCGCAGCGGGGACGAGCCGCGGGCGGGAUGCUUGUGUCCGCUGGCCUGCCGUUGUCGUCGCCACCCCAUCUCUCCUGGACCCCGCUGCACCCAUGAGGCCGACGCCGAUGACGCCCCGAGCAGCGACAGCGAGGCGGAAAGUGUCCGCGGACGGCGAGCAUGUGCUGCAGCUGCUGCUGGCGCGUCGGGUUCGCAUGGACGCGGUCGUGUGUGGUUGAUCUCGGCCGGAACCAAAGCGUCUCUGUCCCUUGCUACGCCGGCGAACCGCACUCGUUUUAUGGGUCCGUCAUCGUCCUUCCCCCGCACGACCACGGCGGGAUCAUGUCGGCGCUGGGGUCGGACGCCUGGUGGCGAAAGACGCUCUAUUUGACCGGGGGGGCUCUGCUGGCCGCCGCUGCCUAUUUGCUGCACGAAUUGCUGGCUAUCAGAAAAGAAGAAGAGUUGGACUCUAAAGACGCCAUCAUUCUGCACCAGUUCUCACGACCCAAAACCGGCGCCCCGUCCCUGUCCCCCUUCUGCCUCAAGAUGGAGACCUACCUCCGCAUGGUGGACCUGCCCUACCAGAACUACUUCGACGGCAAGCUUUCACCACAGGGCAAGAUGCCUUGGAUCGAGUACAACCACGAGCAGGCGUGCGGCUCUGACUUCAUUAUCGACUUCCUGGAGGAGAGGCUGGGCGUGAGUCUCAACAAGAGCCUGACGCCGGAGGAAAGGGCUGUGUCGCGUGCUGUCACCAAAAUGGUGGAGGAACACUUCUAUUGGACCAUCGCCUACUGCCAGUGGGUGGACAACCUGGAGGAGACCCAGAAGAUGUUGUCCGUGAGCGGGCCGCUGGGCGAGCUGCUCAAGUGGAUCCUGAGUCACGUGACCGGUGGAAUCGUCAAGCGGGAGAUGUACGGACAUGGCAUGGGACGCUACUCCAAAGAAGAAGUCUACGCCCUGAUGGAGAAGGACAUGCGCACGCUGGCCACCCUGCUAGGCAAUAAGAAGUACCUUAUGGGCUCCAAGAUCUCGACAGUAGAUGCCACAGUCUUUGGUCACCUGGCCCCCGCCAUGUGGACCCUACCUGGAACCCGACCAGAGCAGCUCAUCAAAGGUGAGCUGAUCAACUUAGCCAUGUACUGCGAGCGUAUUCGCCGGCGCUUCUGGCCCGAGUGGUUUGUGGACUUGGAGGACUUCUGCUACAAGGACACGUCGGAGGGCAGCGUCUCGGCCUCCAGGCUGCCUGACCUCGGCCUCUAUUCCCGCACGGACACCUUCCAGGACGACACCCACUCGCACGGUGCACACACCAGCCACACGCCGCCGCCGCCGCUGUCGCCCGCCAGCGACCCCACGGGCCACUCGCUGUACGACUCCGACAUGGACACCGAGUGCUCAGAGAUGGAGCUUCUCAAGUGUUGACGAAAGGUUAAAAGGAGGUCAGAGUCGCCGGAAACAACAACGACAUAAUCCACCACGUGCAGCAAACUUGCGUUGAUGUCGCAUCGCCGUAACCGUGGCAGCCGUGUGUGUUUGCCCCCCUGGUGAGCCAAUAGCGCCACCUAGCCUCUACUCACUACGAAGGCCACAUGCAGAAGGACGUUGAUUGUGUAAAUAUGACCUACAUAUGCAUAGAAAUAGCAUAGCUAGCCUGCAAAUAUCAGAGAAUAACAUCAUGUCAUGUAAAUACUUCACCCACGUCUUUGCAUUACUCAUAGAAACGCCCCUUUACCUGAUCUCAGAUCAGUAGAAGCACCUUCAAAUUGCAGUUUUAGCCCCCUUUUAGUCACCUUAUCAAGUCAAAAGUAUGGUUAGCACAAGGAUUCAUUUCAUUGUUUUUUUUAUUGUAUUUUAGAUUCAUUUAGGAUAUUUAUUGAUUGAUUUAUUGAACGCCACCUCUAUGAUGAUCAUUUGGUGCUCAUGAUCCAUAUGUGGAUAAUUUGGCCUUGGCGGAGGUCUUCGCCCCGACUGAGUGCCAUUCUAGUCUGUUUAUGAGGAUGCUGAGCUGUAACGGUGCCGCCUUAAAACACAGCUUGGUGUCAAAUACAAAGAGGCACUGUACAUAAAAAAAAGAUUUGUUUGCUUGUCCAUAUUUAUGUUAUAUAUGGCUCCGCCCCUCCCACGGUCACGGAUCACUGCGAUGACAAAACACACAUACGUGUAAAGGAAAGCUUUAUGUUCCAUGAACAAGAGCAGUAGAUGGGACACUAUUUAUUUGCUGACUCAUUCCCCCUUCCUUUGUCUUCUCGCACAAACAUGCUGGUUGUUGUGUGCGUUUGUCGUUCAGCAAACGCACAUGUUGCCAAAAAGCAAGGUCACAUGUCAAAGGACAGCCUUAUCCAAAAUAACCAUGCUCAGUUUCAAUGGACACAGUCAUUCACCCCCCCUCCCCCCAGCCAAAACAUAUUGUACGCUUUUUAUCACAAGUUGCCCUACCAAUGAAUAAAAUGAGACAUUGUAAUGCAUGCAAACAUGAAGUCCAGCCAAAUGAACGAGUUCACGUAUGUAGCGUUAAUGUGUAGCGACAUUCAUGAGGUGUACUUUAAAAAAAAAUAACAACGGUUUCCUUGAUUCAUUAUUCUUUAUUAUUAUUAUUUUUUUUUUUUAAGAGGUCAGGCAUGUUGUUGCCUCGUACCAGCAUUAUUCACGUUUGGCCUUAAGUGGGUGGGAAAAAUGUUCUGUUUUAUUUAUAUUGUGUAUCUUAUAUUUUAUUAUGUCAUAUUAAAUUGUGCUUAUUUAUUAUUAGGAUUUAUAUAUAUAUAUAUAUAUAUAUAUAUAUAUUAUUUGUAUUUUUUUAAUAUUUGGGAUGUAUUUUUUUGGUUGUUGUUGCUUACUGGUGCCAGCAUGCAAUACUUGUUUUCUGUUAUAUUAUUUGUACGUUUACAGCUAUGUAGUAGAAAAGUGCAAUAUCCUGUGUAUUUUAGUGCCCUUCCUGCGCUGUGCUGGUUGAUAUCUAUGUUUUGGGUUGCCAGUUCAAGUCCUCACAGUCAACUUUCAUCAGGCAAAAAAAGAUAAGUUUUACCCAGAGAAAUAAAACAAAAAAAACCCCUCAUUUUGAAUACAUUAAA